GUUGCCCUUCGUUCCUUCUUGUCCAAGGCUCCUCCAUUGCCUCUUCCCCUCCCCAAAACCUCGCCGUCGCCUGCAUCCCGCCCCAAACCCUGCCUCAAGAAUCGAAAAGAAUAUGUGAAGAAGAAUCCGAUCUCCGAUCGAAACCCACUUCCUAUCGCUUCGAUCUCUCCGAUUCUCCGACGGCGACGACCUCCGAUUAUACGAUGAACGGCGGCGCAUCGUCCUCCAAUCCGCGACGGCCUGUGGCUCCCGCCACUCCGGCGGCCGCGACCCAGCUUGCUCCGGGCUUCCGGUUCCACCCCACGGAUGACGAGCUUGUCAGCUACUACCUCAAGCGCAAGGUUUCCGGGAAAUCCCUCCGCAUCGAUGCCAUCGCCGAGAUCGAUCUGUACAAGUGCGAGCCCUGGGACCUCCCGCCGCUGUCCCGGAUCGUGAGCCGGGACCUGGAGUGGUACUUCUUUAGCCCCCUCGAUCGCAAGUAUUCUAAUCGCUCCCGGAUGAAUCGCUCCACCGCCCAGGGCUACUGGAAGACCACCGGCAAGGACCGCCCCAUCCGCCACAACCACCGCGUCGUCGGCAUGAAGAAAACCCUCGUCUACCAUGCCGGCCGGGCACCCCGUGGCGAGAGGACCAACUGGGUGAUGCAUGAAUACCGGCUUGAGGACCAGGAGCUCGCUGGCACUGUCACUUGCACUGGGAUCCCUCAGGAUGCGUACGUUGUAUGCAGGAUCUUUAAGAAGAGCGGCCAAGGGCCACAGAACGGGGCUCAAUAUGGGGCUCCAUUUAAUGAGGAGGAAUGGGAGGAGACCGAUGGUGGUAUGAUUAUGCUGAGAGAUGAUGGCGACGACGACUUUUUUGAUGCUGGAGAACAGGAACAGGAGUACUUGCAGAUGAAUGAUUUUCUUCAGAACCAAUACCCGGACAAUCAACAUGCAAAUGAUUCUGGUUUUGUGGUGGAUCCUAAUUUACAGGACAGUGGCAGCCAUCAGGAAGAUCCUUCAGUUUUACUGGAGGAGAUAUUGAAUGACCCGAGCUUCGGUAAUGACAUGGUGGAACAUACUGAUGAACGUGGACUGCAGAAUGGCCCAGCACUGGGUAAUGACAUGGGCCAAAAUAUUGGCAUGGCAGAUUCGUCUUAUACUGCAGGACAAAAUGAGGGAUAUGUGGAGCUUAAUGAUCUUGCUGAUACUGUAAAUGCUGAAGACCCUCCUAGUGAAGACUCUGUAGGUUGCUCUUCAUGGACUUGUAAUGAUUGGAAACCUGUGGAUGGAGUAGAUGAUAUCAUCAAUUUUCAAGAAAUCCUUGAUGUGGACGAAUUCUUUGACACUGUGAAUGAAGAUAUAAACCAGCCAGAACUAUUUCAGAUGUCCCCGCCACUUAGUGAUAACUAUGAUAUGCAACCGAUUGAUAUCAGGAAUUUCUUAGCUGGUGAUUGUCCUUCCGGUCAACUGGCUGAGGGAAACACCAUGUUUUAUGAUGCAGAUAGUAAUGAUCUAGCAUUUGCUCAGGAUAAUUUUGCAGAACUGAAUCAUCUUCUGGACUUGCCUAUUUCGGAUCCAUCUCGGUUUGAUAUGGUGGAUAAUUUAAUGGCGUACUUUGAUGCCAUGGAUGAUAAUUUACAUGUUGAUACUGCAGGCUUUUUAGAAAAUUCAGGGUGUAUGAAUUCUUCUAUCUUGGACCAGUUCAACCUCACUCCAGAAUUUGAUGGCAUCAAUGCUCAACCAAACGAGGUGAUCCCCUGGGCAUCAGAAGCAAAUGUUGCAAGUGGCCCAUCAUCCUCUCUUAGAUUACCUGAUGCCGAUAAUCAGUUAAAGACUGAAAAUGAUGUCAAUAUUAAACUAGAUGUCAAAAGAAGUGAGAGUAAUGGUAAAACUAUCACAAAACGUCUUGUGAACAUGCUGGGCUCAAUCUCAGCUCCCCCUGCCAUUGCUGCAGAAUAUCCUGUUAGGUCUGAGAAGCCUGUUGGACAAAUCUCCGAAACCCAUUCAGCCAGCUCGAUACAUUUCACUGCUGGGAUGAUCCAAAUACGUGGUUUAACCGUGACAGGAAGCACGGAACAUUGGUCUCUGCAGAAGAAUGGAGAUGUGGACUUCCUCCUCUCCUACGGUAUGGAUGGUGAUGAAGCUAGAAAAUCUAUAGGUUUUGAGCCAAUUUCAAAGAUACAAGGCGGACUGGCGUCCGUGGUGCUGCGUGGUGGCUUCUAUCUUUUCUUCCUCUCAGCCUUGAUUCUUACAGUAAGCUAUGGAGUAGGAUUGUGCAUUUGUAGCAGGUAAGGUUUGCCUAUUGAAUUGACUGUUUCAACCGUGAAAGGGCAGAAAAUUUAAAACUAUCGAGGGAGAGUGAAGGACUGACAAUGCUGGACUAUGUCUAUUUGUAUAUUGUGGCAUCUGUAAUGACUAUGCUUAUGAUAUUUAUAAGUAGCUUUUUUCAACUAAUCAGAGGGUGCACAGACCAACCUCCUUUGCACCUUUAUAAUAAUUCGUGUUUGUUAGAUACACAUAGUUUUGCCUCUUACCAUCUGUGUUCUCUCUGCAAUUUCGGA
Messenger RNA from Elaeis guineensis (African oil palm), 2542 nucleotides. Its product is annotated as NAC domain-containing protein 53. Gene Ontology annotation, biological process: regulation of DNA-templated transcription. NCBI's taxonomy places the organism in Eukaryota, Viridiplantae, Streptophyta, Magnoliopsida, Arecales, Arecaceae. The record is from RefSeq and is a predicted model, not a curated record. Gene Ontology annotation, molecular function: DNA binding.